This is a messenger RNA of Eutrema salsugineum, 897 nucleotides long. Its product is annotated as cyclin-dependent kinase inhibitor 5. The coding region runs from base 105 to 734 and encodes 209 amino acids. Gene Ontology annotation, cellular component: nucleus. Gene Ontology annotation, biological process: negative regulation of cyclin-dependent protein serine/threonine kinase activity. NCBI's taxonomy places the organism in Eukaryota, Viridiplantae, Streptophyta, Magnoliopsida, Brassicales, Brassicaceae. Gene Ontology annotation, molecular function: cyclin-dependent protein serine/threonine kinase inhibitor activity. The transcript is spliced from 3 exons. The record is from RefSeq and is a predicted model, not a curated record.
UUUCAGAUUAAAAAUCACUUCUUUCUUCUUCUUCAUCUUCUUCUUCAAGGUUUCCGUCCUUUCACUCUCAACCAGAAGAUUCAGUUGCAUUAUCUUUCCCGGAGAUGGGAAAAUACCUAAAGAAGUCAAAGAUCGCCGGAGACUUUUCCUUAAAGGAUACCCCUCACACAACCACUCUCGGUUUCCGCACCAGAGCCGCCGCCAAAAACCUCGCCUUGCACCGUCUCCGAUCUCACUCCACUUCGCCGUCCGACGUCGACGCAGACUCCUUUUGCUACCUCCAGCUCCGGAGCCGCCGUCUCGUCAAGCUUCCGUUACCCACCGAUACGAGGAAACAGCAGCAGAACCAGCUCAUACAAGGAGAAACGAGAAACCCUAGGUCUAAAUCUGGUUCUCCGGCGGAAAAAUCAAAGCCGGAGACGACGGUUUUGGCCACGGAGAAAGAAGAUUAUUGUGGUGCUAACGAUGAGAAAUCUAAAUCUGAUUGUAAUUUUGGAGAGAAAGGUUUCGAUUUCGAAUCAGAAGAGAGUGAAACGACGCCGUGUAGCUUGAGAAGAGACUCAGAAGCUAUACGAAGUGUUCCUUCGUCUAGUGAGAUUGAAAGCUUCUUUGCAUUUGCAGAGCAGCAACAACAGAGAUUCUUCAUUGAAAAGUACAACUUUGACAUUGUGUCGGAGAAUCCAUUGCCAGGGCGUUACGAUUGGGUCAAAGUGGUGCCACAAAAUGGUUUGUAAAGUUGUGUGAUUUAUGUAACAUCUGUGUCCUAAUAGAUGCAAUGAAGUUUCACACAGACUAACAAAGAUUUAGGGGUUGUGGAUAACUUGUUAGUUAAGGUAAUGUAAUGUUUUAAUCUCUCUAAUUUGCAAGAAAAUAAAGUCUAAUUUUUUUUACUGGUUA